Molecule: messenger RNA, 3121 nt
Organism: Scleropages formosus (Asian bonytongue)
Lineage: Eukaryota; Metazoa; Chordata; Actinopteri; Osteoglossiformes; Osteoglossidae
Gene: avpr2ab
Product: arginine vasopressin receptor 2a, duplicate b
Exons: 8
Coding region: 343-2061 (572 amino acids)
Biological process (GO): G protein-coupled receptor signaling pathway; cellular response to hormone stimulus; positive regulation of vasoconstriction
Cellular component (GO): plasma membrane
Molecular function (GO): vasopressin receptor activity; peptide binding
Source: RefSeq, a predicted model, not a curated record
CUGCAGUCACCGCCCACCAGCACAGAGGACAGGCUAAAGGAGACUGGGAGAGGAGCAGAGGCGAGGGAGAGGACGGGAGGGGAAGGAGUAACACCGAGAGCUCAUACUUAAUGCUGUCUGCUUGCAAAAGCACAUUGAGACGGUGAGACGGAUGAAGAGGGAGACCUCGAGGUGUUUUACAGACGCGCUUCAUGACUGAACUGGGCUCUGGCUUUGCUGAAACCAACAGAAACUGUGGAUUAUAGAAGGCAACUUGACAACUUUGUGUAACAGCGCCAGACCGCACAUAAAGUCCUGUGGAGAGAAUAUUCAGCAAAAAGAGCAAUGCUGUGACAGAGAGGCAUGGCAAUGGACUCCUGGGAACCCGAUUGGCAGAGACCAAAUCACUCUACUUCAGCGGCAGAAGGAAAAACCAACCUCACUUCUUCGUUAUUCCCACCAUCCACAAACCUAAGCAACGCUUAUGGAGGAGGAUCGUUUCUUUGGAUUUUCCAUGAAAAUGCCACCACUGGCCCACCCCCACACAAUACUCCCCCAGCAAGGGUGCGUGAUGUUGCCCUAGCCCAUGCAGAGAUUGCGGUUCUAAGCCUAAUUCUGGCACUCACAACCCUGGGGAAUGGGUUUGUCCUUUGGGUCCUGCUGAGACGGAGGAAGCAUCGUGCCCCCAUGCACCUCUUCAUGGUAAACCUGUGCGUGGCAGACUUGGUGGUAGCCUUCUUCCAGGUAUUGCCCCAGCUGAUUUGGGACAUAACAGAGCGCUUCCAGGGUCCUGAUGCUGUGUGUCGUUCUGUGAAGUACCUGCAAAUCGUGGGCAUGUUUGCUUCCUCUUAUAUCAUCGUUGCCAUGACUGUAGAUCGACACUAUGCUAUCUGUUGCCCCAUGCAGGCCUACCGUGAUGGGGCAACAUCAAGUUGGAACACCCCAGUCAUGGUGGCCUGGGGGCUGUCACUGCUGUUCAGCCUUCCCCAGGUGUUCAUCUUCUCCAUGUCAGAGGUGGCCCCAGGAAUGUUUGAGUGCUGGGGGCACUUCAUUGAGCCCUGGGGGCACAAGGCUUAUGUCAUCUGGAUGACUGUGGCAGUUUUCGUGAUGCCAGCCAUCAUUAUCACCGUCUGUCAGGUGCGGAUAUUCAAAGAGAUCCAUGACAACAUCUAUCUGAAGUCAGAGAGAGUGGUGACUGCGGAGUACAAGAAGAGCUCCAUGUUCUUACGCUUCCGGAGCUCGAGGGACAGCCAGAGGCAGGUGGAUAGGGAACUGAUGAGGAGAGGUGGAAGAGGUGGUGGGAGAGGUGGGAACAAACACCCACAGCAAAACAACAGCAAUCCUUCAUGCUCUCGCAGCAAAUUCGACAACCUCUGUGACCAUGCUCCACAACCAGAGGCCCUGAGUUCUUCUGAAAAAACAUCUGAUGAGCCUUCCUUCGGUAACCUUCCACGUGGUCAUCUGAGCCACUCCACCUCAGGUCAUGAUCCUCAUCCUUCACAAUGUCCUCUUGAAGCCGUUGCCCCAAAUGACGACCAGACCACCCAAAGCCUGCUUUCGUGCCCGGGCUCCUCUGAGGCUCUCGGGUCCGCUCCUUUAGUUGCAGCUUGUAACCUAACCCGUAAUACCUCUACUGAAAACUGCAGCCCAAAUGAUACCCACUCAGACCCCAAGAACUCCAAUGAGCUCAACAACGCUUCCUGCAUUGCGCCGUUGGAAUACUCUCCCGUACGCUCACCUCUCUCUUUGCCUCCUCCCGGUAUAUCAAAAGCCAUGUCCAAGACGGUGCGGAUGACCCUGGUCAUUGUGCUAGUGUACACCAUCUGCUGGUCCCCCUUCUUUAUUGUACAGCUGUGGGCCGCCUGGGACCCCAACCCACCUGACCAAGGUGCUGCCUUCACCAUCCUGAUGCUGCUGGCCAGCCUCAACUCCUGCACCAACCCAUGGAUCUACACAGCCUUUUCCAGCAGCGUGUCCAACGAGCUGCGGGCCCUUCUCCGCUGUCGACCCCAAACCUCCCGUCGUUCGUCUCUGCCUGAUGACUCCACCACCACACACACGUCCACCACGGCCAUGGACUGAAAGGGUACAACCUGCCAUGGGCUGUCUACUGGUUCACUGUCCAUGGACAGAAGGUGUGAGGAAAAGCUUGUGGAACAGUGGUGGUGAAUGUUGUAUGGUAGAACGGGAGAUUUACAGAUUUUGUCAUCGCUGCUACCUUUGCACUCAGAGGUUGCAGGUUCAAAUCCCACCUCCUGUUGUAGUAUCCAUGAGCAAGGUACUUACCCUAAAUUGCUCCAAUGAAAAAAAAUUACCCAGCUCUAUAUUUGGGUGAUUUAUUGUAAGAAAGCAUUAGAUAACUGUGAAAAAUAAACAAACCAAAUAAUGUAUCUGUUAUAACCUUUUUAAAUAAUGUUACAAAAAAACUUAGCGGAGUGAAAGAAAAAUUUCACUACUGAUGUAUUAAAAUUCUUACGCUAUAAGUGUAACAUUUUUAAAGCUUUGACAGCUCAGCUAAGCGGUCAAAUCAAACAGACAGAUGAAACACAAGCAAAUAAACCAGACUGUAAUGUAAUGCAAUGUAAUUUCACAAGCGUUCAUUCAGACAAACUGUAUUCCUGCCUUCUGAAGUGUAAUGAAACAACACACAUGCACUCACAGGCCUUCUCUUAAAAUACCAAUACAUUUUAAAAUAUAUUAAACUGUAUUAGGUAUAAAAAUUACAUUUUGAUACCUACAACAGUUGGCCAUCCAGCUGAUUCAUUUUCAUCUCAUUUUCAUUUAAUUUUGUCUUUUUCCUCUUUUAUUUUCCUUAAUCUCAGAUCACCUUUAAUUUGUUCUUUCUCAUUGGGGUUUAGAAAACACAGCAAAAAUUCUCCGAAAGCGUUACAGCUGUUCACUGCUCAAGUAAUUCAUACAUUUUAAGAUGGUUUAUAGUAGAGUUCUUAAAAUGUUACAAGAUACUACUCUCACGGUAGGGUUCAUAAUCCUUUGCACCAGUUUAUAAGACUUAUUUCACUAAUAUUUUUAUUUGAUUAUUAAGAUGAAUGAAUGAAUGCAGGUAAUAAAUAGAAGACCUGUUUUGUUCCAAGGUGUUCACUUCAAAUAAAUGUAAAAUAUGUCAAUAAAUUUUUGCUGAAAA